AUGCCCGACAUAGAUCCCGCGGCUCUAAGCCGCCCAUCUGUUAGCCUUUCCACCCCGACUCUUAAAUCAAUAACAGUUUCCGCGCCUUCUACUCAGAAAGUGACCAAAACUAGCCAAAUUAUCCCCGCCCGCAUCGAUCUCGAACCUCUAUAUACUGCUCUUAAGUCAGCAAUUGGAAAUGAACAAUGGAACACCUACAAAGAAUCAACCACCCAGUUUAUACUAGGACGCUUGAAUCAGAUAGAGUAUUCCGAACGUAUCGAUCAUAUACUAUCCAAUGGCGACAAAACUCAUCUCCACAACCAGCUUCUUGCUGCUAUAUACGGAAAUCUUACAAGGGAAAUGCCAGACCAAGGAGUUGCGCCCUGGGUUUCUGCAAAUGACAAACCCACCGCUAAUGUCGGCGCCAAGCCUGUGACCGGAGAUGCUGCCGAACGAAGACUGAAAGGAGAAGUCAUGCAACUUCCGAGUCGCGAUCGAAGACGUAUAAAGGAACUUGCUCAGAAUGACUUUGACCCCUUCGAAUCUUUGGCAGCCGUGUUUUCGGAACACCACCGAAGCAGAAUAGCUCGCGUACCGGACAUACCUCAAAGUGCCAAUGCCAAUGACUUGAACAAAAUGAACUGGGACCUCGAGAUUCGCAAACGAUUUGCACAACCCUUGGCAGUGGAGUCGGGCGAAUUUCCGGACAUAACAAGCAUUGAAUCAAGGAUGCUUCCUAUCUGCUACGAAGCAGGACUUGUUAACGGCCAUUCUUCAGAUGCUACACAAUUCAUGACUGUUGCCGCCGAGACUUUUAUCAAGGAAUUUCUUUCGACAGUAUUUACUAGGACGAGGAGCAAUGGGCCUGGCGAUUCUGGGAGUGCUGGAUUCGGUUCCGGGGCCAACUGGAUUCAAACACACAAGUAUCGCCGCCAACUAAGACGAGAAGAAGUAGCCUUUUCUAGAGGGGAGUUGUCUAGAGAUAAGAGCGGACUCCUACCCGUCGAAGCAAAAGCUGCUAGCGAACGAUCCCCGCUAAGUAUGGCCGAUUUACGACUCGCUCUAGAAAUAGGUGACUGUGGCAUCAGUUCGUUUCCUAUCAUCAGGAAGUCAGUCAUAUACAACUAUAGGGAUGGCGAACUCGAAAAUUACAACAACUAUACCUGGCUCCACGACCAAAAACCCAGAGAUUUUGAAGAUGCAGCCAUCAAUGGUACCGGUCAACAUGGUCCUAUGAAUGGCGGUGCCUACCCAGAACCAAUGGACAUAGACGAAGAGCCGAUAGUAUGGGAGGGUGCAAAUAACGAGGAUACGUCGAUGCUAGACAAUGUUUUGGAUUCAUGCCUCGCAGUCCCUUAG
Messenger RNA from Daldinia childiae, 1341 nucleotides. RefSeq names its product Transcriptional coactivator HFI1/ADA1. NCBI's taxonomy places the organism in Eukaryota, Fungi, Ascomycota, Sordariomycetes, Xylariales, Hypoxylaceae. The record is from RefSeq and is a predicted model, not a curated record. Gene Ontology annotation, molecular function: transcription coactivator activity. The transcript is spliced from 4 exons. The coding region runs from base 1 to 1341 and encodes 446 amino acids. Gene Ontology annotation, biological process: regulation of transcription by RNA polymerase II. Gene Ontology annotation, cellular component: SAGA complex.